AUGAGUAAUGGAUUUCCUUUAAACAAAUAUAUGAACUUCUUGAGGGAACAAUAUCCGAAGGGGGGUUGUCCAAGGGAAGAGACUGAAGGAAAAUUGAGACUAUGUAAAAUAAGGAAAGAGUCUUAUAAUCACGACUCACCAGAAUUCUGGAAAAGACCUUAUGAAACAACAGGGAGGAAUAAGGAUGUUGACAGAAUAAUAAGGGCAAGUGGUAGUAUCUGUAGAGCUAUGGAGCAAUGGACAAUAAAUUUGGAAGCCAUCAAAGAGUCCAAUAAUGAGUUCAAGCAAAAGGAAGGUUGUGAUAUAGAUGGAAUGGGCGAGAGAUUGAGUGGAGGGGGAGAAAAGGGAACCUGCCAGCAUCGAGCACGGGGGGGACACUGGGCAUCAUAUAGUCAAAGCAGUGGUUUAUUAUCGGAUGAGAUUUCUGGGAGGAAUUUAAGGGUUUGUCAGGAUAUAGUUGAAGUGAUAAUAAGUGCUUAUAAGUUCACAACCCCUAAGAGAUUAUGGGAAAGAGAAAAAAUAGACGAAGGGGACCGUUGUGAAAUCGUAUAUCAGAAGUUGAGAGAAUGGGGUGGACAGGAUAUUGCCGAACUGAUCAUGGACCAUUGGUAUACCUCUGGGAGCAGUUUGACAAUCAGUUCCGAGUCGUAUAAGUUCCAGGGGAAAGAUUUCUUUGAGUUAAUCCAGGAGAUUCUCUGGGGUACUAAUGAGGGGGAAAAAGAACUAGGAUGUAGGAGGUGUGAACGUAACGAGGGGGAAAUAGAGGUUACCAGUAAGGUAUGGUGUGAGACGCAGUUACAAGAGGAGUUAGGGACAGAUAAAUUACCGGGAAAAGAGGAAGGAGGAGCUGAGUCAGGCACGCUGGAUGAAUAUCAGAGGGCGUCCAAACCGGUAACAGACAAAGGACGAAAAUCCCACAUGGAGGAUAUAGACGUAUUAAGAGUCCAAGCCGGGGGGGAAAGGGGCUCCCGAGAUAACGAGCAGGGAGUCAAUUCAGCGGCAAGUGGGUUGUUUCAGCUACCAUCAAAGAUCGCUCCCGGGUCUUCUAAAGGAAAAGGGACGUUAUUAUCAGGUCUGAUAGGAGGGGGAGUAUCGUUUAUUUUAGGAGUUAUCGCGACAUAUGGUGUCUAUAGGAUCUUUAGUGGUCCGAGGAGGCGGGGGAGGGAUGCUAAAAUACAAGACGGCCCGCCGUCUAUAGCCUAUGGAGUCUUAAGGGGGGAGAGGACUGAUGUUGUGUUGAACCAGGAUAUUCGUUAA
This is a messenger RNA of Plasmodium inui San Antonio 1, 1257 nucleotides long. RefSeq lists its product as hypothetical. The record is from RefSeq and is a predicted model, not a curated record. Bases 1 to 1257 code for a protein of 418 amino acids. The transcript has a single exon. NCBI's taxonomy places the organism in Eukaryota, Apicomplexa, Aconoidasida, Haemosporida, Plasmodiidae.